CACCCGCCGGCUCUGCUCCAUCUCCCUCUCCCCUCUUUCCACCCUUACCUCUCGUCUCGCGCGUGGCUGCGGAACGCUGGCUCUCUCUUCGCCGACGCGCCUGCACCUCUCCUCUCGCCGCUGCCGCACGUCACACUCCUCACCCCUCACGAGUCACGACCUCCCUCCCUCCCGCCCAUCCCGCUCCGCACCAAGUGCGACGAGCCACCCGCCGCCCGCAUAGACCGCUCUCUGCAUCUCUUCGCCGCAUCCGCACAUCCUUCCUCGCCGGCGUCUCGGCCCAGCAGGCACCAUGCGUGCCUCGUCGUCGCUCGCGCGCGCCGCCGUGCUGCUCUCGGCAGCCAGCGUCGUCGCCGCAGCCGACUUCCCUUACAUCGACUUUGAGGGACUCGGGCAGGUGGCCAUCUCGGGCAGCUUCCAGGGCGUGCAGGUGUGGAACCAAAACGUGUCGACGCUGAGCAGCACGGGCGCGUUCAGCGCCGAUGCUGGCUCGCUCCUUACGCUUGCGCCCAGCGGCCAGCUGGCCAAGGUGGGCGCGACGGGCGAGGGCGGGGCGAUCCGCGCCAUCUGCCAGCGCAGCGACGGCGUCAACGGCACCGUCUUCGUCGGCGGCACGUUUGAGACGAUCAACGGCAGCGCCGUGAGCAACAUUGCCGCGUACGACCCGGCGUCGCGCUCCUGGAGCGACCUGGCCGGCGGCCUCGACGGCGCCGUCGAGGCGCUGUACUGCGACGAGGAGCACGGCACGCUCAUCGCCGGCGGCUCCUUUGUGCGGCCGCGCUCGCCGCCGGCCGAGGAGGCGGAGCGCUUCCUCGGCGGCGUGGCCAGCUGGUCGUACGCUGCAGGCAGCUGGAGUCCCGUCGUGUUCGGCGGCGUCAACGGCACCGUCGACACGAUCACGGCCGGCUCCAACUCGUCCAACAUCCGCCUGCUCGGCGCCUUUGAGAUGCAGUUCUCCUCGGCCGCCGGCACGAACAUGUCCACCUCGGGCACCAACACGUCGGCGUCGAGCCUCACAAUUGCCAUGGCGCCGCUGCCGCUGGGGCAGAGCGAGUUCCAGGGCGGGCCCGUGUCGUCGAACCGCGACUAUGCCAACCCAGCGCAGAUCCUCUGUCCGCGCGGCGACGACGGCCCCAACAACACGUUCCUCUUUGCCGACAAUGCGCCGGGCCGCCUGACGCUGCGCACCUUCCGCAGCCUCUCUGCGCGCGCGCUGCGCCUCGCAAACACCUUCGUCGACGGCCGCGGCACGCGCACGUUUAGCGUCGUCUCGAUUCCCGACAACCAGGUGCUGACGAUGGUGUACGUCGAUCCCGCGACGCAGCAGAACGUGACGUGCAGCGACGCGUGCACGCUGGCGCACGACGCAAACAUUCCGUACCAGGACUUUGUCUUUGCCGACCUGCCCGAGAGCGGCGCGCAGUCGGGCGUGCGCGAGCUGACGGGCAUCCAGCUGACCGUGUCGGAGUGGUACGGCGCCGGCGCGGGCCUGCACAGUCUCUCGCUCCUCUCCGAGGGCGCCUUUGCCUACGCCUACGGCGGCUACAACCGCGGCCGCUGCAGCUCUGAGCAGCCGGGCGUCAACUCGACCGACUCGACGACGACGAGCGAGGGCGGCUGGUACCAGACCAACACGGUCAUCGGCGGCGCCUCGGCGCCCGUGCUGGCGUACCAGGACAGCUACAGCAACCUCGCGCAGGCCGCCUCGUCGGUCAGUCUGCGCUGGGACGUCGAUGCACACUACAAUGGCAACUACUCGGCCUACCUCUACGUGCCCGGCUGCACGGCCGCGGGCCAGUGCGGCCAGCGCACCGACGUCCUCGUCACCACCAUCGCCCAGGCCAACGUCGCCGGCAGCGAGAUCCGCGUCAGCCAGGCCGUCGAGGACGACACGCGCGUGCUCGUCUACUCCGGCCCCGUCGACCGCACCUCGGACACCUUCAAGCCUAGCAUCACGCUCAGCAUCCCGCAGGACGCGGCAGCGCCGACGCGCGGCGACAACUUCAUCGUCGUGGCGGACAAGGUGUCGCUGUACCUGCGCUCCAGUCCCGAUCUCUUCCAGAUGGUGCAGGCGCGCGGCUUUGGCAUGCUCGAGUACAACGUGUUCGAUGUGGCGGGCAUGCCGCUCGAGAACGGCACGCAGGUGCUGUCCAACAACUCCCUCAACGCCUUCUCCAACUUUGGCUCCACGCUCGUCGCCAACGGCGUGAACCGCACGCAGGGCCACACGCUCAGCAGCGCCGCGAGCCUGCUGGCCACGACGUUUGUCGGCGGCAACUUCAGCAGCCGCACGACGGACAUCGCACAGGAGGGCUUUGCCAAUCUCGUCAGCUUCGCCGACGCCAGCGGCGGCUCCAACUACACGCGCCUGGCCGGCGGCGGCCUCAACGGACCCGUGUCGAGCCUCGUGGCCAUCGACGAGCGUCUCUUUGUCGGCGGCAACUUCAGCGCCACGGCCGACGGCUCGACGCUACUGAGCAAUUUGGCAGAGUACGACGUGCGCGCCAACACGUGGAAGCCAAUCAGCGGCGCGCCGGACGGUGCCGUUCUGACGCUCGCCGCCUUCCGCAACUCGUCGCUCCUCGUCACGGGCGCGUUUGAGUCGCGCAACAAUGGCGCAGACAGCGCGGCGGGCUAUGCGGUGUGGGACACGACGUCCGACGCGUGGGUGCCGCAGGAUGGCCUGCUGAUCGGCAGCAUCGACUCGGUCAGCGCGCCCAACUCGGCCGACGGCCUGACGUACAUGGCGGGCGCCGUCUCCGGCCUGAGCACGUCGAGCGCGUCGGGCGCCGCACGGCUCAAUGCGCCAGAGGAGGAGGGCGGUGCACCGACCAUCGAGGCGCUCAACUACUCCUUCCGGCGGCAGGACCAGGCAGCAUCAGCUAUGCCCGCGGCACCCGAGGGCCUGCUGGCGCUGCGUGCCUCGGCGCGCCGGCUGGCAGGGCGCGUCAUCUCGGGCGAGGAGGAGCAGUCGCGCCGCCGCGUGCACUCCAGCCGUGCGCUCAUCUCGAGCGGCAGUCUCUCGGGCCGCUCCAGCGGCGGUCUGACGCGCUGGCUCUCUUCUGCGCUCCUCUCGCGCAGCGACGAGCAGGCUGUCGGUGCGCGCACCAGCCUGACGCGCCGCGCCGACGCCAUGGAGCCGCCGAGCCUGGCGAGCAACGGCGACGAGGAUGUGCUGGCGUCGGCCUUCUGGCAGCGCGGCGACGACGACUUUGUCUUUGUCGUCGGCGGCAACUUCACCACGAGCGAGGGCAUCGUGAAUCUCGGCUGGUACGACUACAAGACGAGCCAGCUUAACCGCUUCCCGCAACUGCCUGCCUCGUCGAACCUCACCGUCAUCCGUGCCCUCUACGUCGACGGCAACCAGCUCUACGCGGGCGGCGAUGGCGGCCUGCAGAUGUUUGACUUUGGCUCGAUGGCCUGGCUCUCGGACGCCGCGACACUGAGCGUGGAGGGCGGCGCCACGGUGCUGAGUGUCUCGGACAUUGACCACCGGCCCGACUCGUCGACGAUGAUCGUGGCAGGCACGUUUGACAACGCCGGCAGCCUGCCGUGCGCCAACAUCUGUGCCUGGGACACGCAGACGCGCCGCUGGAGCCAGCUGGGCGCCGGCGUGCGCGACGGCCAGAUCUCGGCCAUUGACUUUGGCGGCAGCAAGGCGGGCACCGUCGUCGUCGCCGGCUCGAUGACGAUCAACGGCGCAGAGGCCUCGCUGGCCACGUACGACCUUGAGCGGCAGGUGUGGACGGCGCUCGGCUCCGUCGGCUCGGGCGAUGGGCAGGUGCCUGGUCCAGCGACGGCGCUUUCCGUCGACGACCUCAACCUGAACUCGAUCUUUGUCGGCGGACGCACCACAGACGGCCAGCAGCCGUACCUGGCAAAGUGGAACGGCCAGAGCUUCCUUACGCUGGCGCCCGACGAGCUGCUCUCCGAGACGGGCAUCGCGCAGCUCUCGUUCGUCGGCAUCACGCGCGCCCACCCCUCUAACGACGUGCUCGAGAACAACCGGCUGCUGGUCGUCUCGGGCGCGCUCAACAUGCGCGACUUUGGCAACGUCUCGACGGCGCUCUACGACGGCAACUCCUGGACGCCCUUCCUCAUUGCCACGGCGUACGGCGGCGGCCUCGGCGCCAUCCGUGCCUUUACGCGCUCGACCGAGGUGCUCUCCUUCCCCAACCUGCGCCACCUGGCCGUGGGCAUCGUGAUUCUCAUCUCGAUUGCCAUUGGCCUCGGCAUCGUCUUCCUCCUCGUGCUCCUCGGCCUGCUCUGGGCGCUGCUGCGGCGCAAGGACCGCCGCGGCGUCGAGGUGCCCAUCUCGCCCUCCGACGACACCCUCGGCCACGCCGGCGAGAAGAAGCAGCCGGCAGAGCUGCUCGCGACGCUCAAUGCGGCGACGGAGGGCGCCAUGGGCGGCGGCGCCGGCCACGAGCGCGGCAGCGUCGACAAUGCGCAGAUGGCCGGCGUCGGUGCGGGCGCCGCCGGUGCGGGCGCCGCGGGCUUUGGCGCUGCCGCUGCCGCGGCCGCCAGCACGAGCCACGGGCAUGCCGAGUCGUCGGCGCACCACGGCGGCGGCGGCACGACGCUCGACCACAGCGACCCCAGCACGGCGUACCACUCCGAACGCACGGGCCAGACGCAGUACUACAGCGGCGACGACGGCGGCGCAGGCGGCGCAGGCGCAGGCGCGGCGGCGGUGGGCAUGGCGUAUGGCGGCAUGGACGACGAGGAGCGCGAGGGCAUCGAGGCACAUGCGCGCUACUCGUUUGAGGCUACACACCCGUCCGAAGUGUCGAUGCGCGCAGGCGAUACCAUCUUCGUGCUCGACGACGGCGACGAGUCGUGGUGGCUCAUUGCCCGGUUAGACGGCCAGACGGGCGUCGUGCCGGCCACGUACGUGCUGUAAAGAGCGCCGCGAUCCGUGCGCCCACGCCUCCUCUCGCUCGAUCUAUUCUCCCUCUUGGCCCAGCAGGCCGCCACACUCUUUUCGCACUCUUUACCUUGCCUUGCCCUACACACUAAACCCACCGCCCCUCGGCACACUUGUCCCCAGUCGUCUCUUCUACGCGCGCGUGAUGCUGCCUCAUGUGCGCACCGCCGCUUCUUCCUUCUGCUCUCGCGCGCACCCUUUCUUCUGCGCUGCAUCACCCCACCCCUCGAUACCACACAGAUGGCGGUGAACCCCGCUGUCCGCCUGAAAGUACCGUUUUGCAAGCUCGGCGC
Molecule: messenger RNA, 5220 nt
Organism: Tilletiopsis washingtonensis
Lineage: Eukaryota; Fungi; Basidiomycota; Exobasidiomycetes; Entylomatales
Exons: 3
Coding region: 293-4903 (1536 amino acids)
Biological process (GO): positive regulation of establishment of bipolar cell polarity regulating cell shape
Cellular component (GO): plasma membrane of growing cell tip
Molecular function (GO): protein binding
Source: RefSeq, a predicted model, not a curated record